CCGGGGUCUGUCGGGCGGGGGUAUAUGGAAGCUGGAAGGUAUAAAUAUGAUCACACCAUCUCGAACACCACUAUCAUGUCCAUCUCUUCCCUCGCCUGAGAAGAAAGCACCAGCACAUCCACCCUCUCCGCACCUCUACGAUGUCGACAGCCGCAGAGAACCCGGAAGCUUUCCCGCUUCAAGGUCUGACCAGCGAUGGGUGGUCCAACGAAGAAGAAGCUUCGGCUACUUGUGCGUGCGGCGCCGUGCAGAUGGUCAUCCCAUUGAAAGCCCCAGGCCUGGUCAACACCUUUGUCUGUCACUGCUCGGACUGUAGGAAAGUCUCCGCAUCGAUGUUUGCUACGAACUUUACCUCCCUCGACACCCACACCCGGUUCACAAGGGGGGAAGACAACCUCACCGUCUUUUCCCAGAACAAGACGACGGCGACGGGAGGGACCAUGUCGAACUCGUUUUGCAAGACUUGUGGGACGCUCAUGUUCCGAGCUGGGUCGGUCGCACCGGGGACGAAGUUUAUGAGAGGGGGGAUUAUUGAUGAUCAUCGGUUGCAUGAUACGAUGUUGAGGCCGGGGGUGGAGAUCUUUUCGGAACAUAGGGCGGGGUGGGUCAAGCCGGUCGAUGGGGUGGAGCAGGCCAAGGGGAUGGGGCCGUUUAGCAAGUAGCAGGGGAAAGAGGCGUAGGAGCGAUCGAUGGUGGGCUCCUGUCGUGCUCGAGGCAGUUGGCUGGGAUCUGUGAUAAUAGUUCAGACGAGAAGCCCAUGAGGGUCGAUUACUGAAUCCAGCAGGAGAUCACGUCAACCGCUGCACGUUGGGUCGAUAAUAGCAAUAACAAUAUGACUGCUUCUGCCGAUACGCGAUGCUGAAAAUGGUGAAUGAACGGAUCGACCUUCUGCGCAUACCUUUUUGCUAGGCACGGCGUGAUUCGGUGAUAACCAGACGAUGCAGAGAAAAAUAGACCCAGUUGUUUCAUCAACCUAUUCGAAACACAGAUAUAACGCGGUCAAGCGAC
This is a messenger RNA of Filobasidium floriforme, 1008 nucleotides long. RefSeq names its product Mss4-like protein. Lineage: Eukaryota; Fungi; Basidiomycota; Tremellomycetes; Filobasidiales; Filobasidiaceae. Gene Ontology annotation, molecular function: carbon-sulfur lyase activity. Bases 141 to 662 code for a protein of 173 amino acids. The record is from RefSeq and is a predicted model, not a curated record. The transcript is spliced from 2 exons.